CUAUCGCACUUUUGAGAAUAUUUUCAAGGGCUAAUACCACUACAACACCCGAACUAUCGCGAAAAUGCCACUUGUGUCCUAUUGUUUCUAAUAUUCCAUCCGUGUCCUGAACUAUGAUACUUUGUGUCAUUUGUAUCCUGUCAAUUUCGUUGACCGUUAAAGAUAACGGUUGACCAAACGGUGGUCAACGCGAAGUUGACUUUUGUUGACGUGGCAAAAAAAGAGGCUGCCACAUAGGUGCCACGUCAUUGACCUAAUAUUUUUUAAUUCAAAUUAAAUAAAAAAAAUGAGUUAAAAUUAAAGAAAAUGUAAAUUCAAUUAUGUUAUUAAACCAAAAUUUUAAAACAAAAUAAUAAAAAACUCUUCUUCUUCUCUGCCAAAGAUUCAAGCUUUGGCUCCUGUUUGAGAGGAAAAUCAAAGCAAGAACUCGAAAGAAAAGCCCCAUUGGAGUGGCACUUUUGCUAGUGAGCAGUAGAUGUUGCUCAUUUGAAAUGAAGGAGAAGAAUACCAAUUUGUUCCCUCUUCUUCUCCUCCUCCUCUCCUUCGUUUCCCUUUCCCUUGUCAACUCGUCUUCUGAUGCAAAGAUCCCACUAGCCAUUUCCAGCCAUGGAACACUCACUCAAGCCGAGGUCUCCUACCUCCGCCGGCGGCAGCUCCUGUACUACAAGGACGAGUUUGGCGACCGCGGUGAGAACGUGACGAUCCCGCCGGGCUUCGUCUUCGAGAACCCGAGGCCACCGCCGCCUCCACUCUUCUCCCCGCCGCCACCGCCAAACCAUUACUACACCGCCAACUCGCCAACUCGCCAAAAAUCUCCCAAUCCGGCUCUGAGAAUCUCUCUGAAAGAUAACCCAACUCGCCAAUCUUUCAUCGUGCCGCUACUAUGGCCGGAACCCAGAAAAUGGGGUUAAUUGAAAAUCAAAAUCCCAAAUCGGCCGCCGCCAUCGACCUUCUCCAUCCCAAAACAAGCGUCGCCCUUCUGUAUCCCGAAACCUUGCCGUCGUCAAUCCUCUCAUCUUUCCGAUCACCAUCUCUCCAUCAAGCCACAACCGCCACCGCAUUCAAACCAGAAGAACCAGAUCUCCAACCUCUGAAUACGGCUAGAUGAUUCAUAUCCCCAACCGUUGAGCUUGAGGGGUUGUUUCUAGAAGGCAAUUCUCGUUGGUUGUUGUUUGCUUCCCCAUAUUUUUGCCUGCACGAUUAAAACUGGAAGAAAGGCGGAAGAGGGCGCCUGUUCGUCUUCGAGAAGAGGUUGGGCUUUGUGGUGUGGUGGUGAAUUGCAGAUCUGGAUCUUAGGGAAGAGGUUGGUGGGACGAGGGGAUUAGUGGGUUACAUUUUUAUUUUAUUUUAUAUUUUAAUUGUUUCCCUUUUCUUAUUUUAUUAAUAUUAGAUAGAAAAAUAAAUAAAAUUAAUAUUAGAAAUUCCACGUCAGAUGCCACAUCAGCACUGACUAGAUUUUCUGUUAAAAACUAACGGUCAACAAAAGUCAACACUAACGGAAUCAUAGUUCAGGACACAGAUGGAAUAUUGGAAACAAUAGGACACAAGUGGCAUUUUCGCGAUAGUUCGGGUGUUGUAGUGGUAUUAGCCCUAUUUUCAAAUAUAACACUUUUAUAAGUUAAUUGGAGCAUGCAUUGUCUCAAUUGGAGUUUUCAAACAACAGAAUUGGAGUGUGUGCCUUCCAAUUGGGUAUUUGUGUCUCGAAAAAGACCAAUUGAGGCGCUCUCCUCAAAUAAUUUUAUUGCUACCCCAAUAGGUGUUUCCACUUUCCAGCAUACAGAAAUUUCCAACGUUCCCACAUAGCUAACUGGAAAUUUCAAACGGGCAAGCUAACGGAAAAUUUUGGUUGUAAUGGAAAAUUUGGGGAAAACGAGCAUUUUGGAGUGGCUUAAAUAGAAGGUCAUUUUUCUAAUAAAUGUCACAUCUUUUU
Messenger RNA from Linum trigynum, 1930 nucleotides. Lineage: Eukaryota; Viridiplantae; Streptophyta; Magnoliopsida; Malpighiales; Linaceae. The record is from the annotation of a GenBank genome assembly.